AUGAGGGCGCGGGCAUGGCGCGAGCGCGGCCGUGGCGGUGGCGCCCCGUCUCCUGGCGCCGCCUCGUCUGGGCGCGGUGCUGCUUCUCCUGGCGUUCCCUCGCUCGCAUCGCUCCCCACCGGCUACUUCGCUUCGUAUGGGGCACUUCUUCCGAGCCUUCCCCAACCUCGUGCCCCGUGGGCUGCGCCAAAUGCCGCGGGCGUUCCCUCGCUCGCAUCGCUCCCCACCGGCUACUUCGCUUCGUAUGGGGCACUUCUUCCGAGCCUUCCCCAACCUCGUGCCCCGUGGGCUGCGCCAAAUGCCGCGGGCGUUCUAGGCCCGCGCCCGCCACCACCUCACCAGGCCUACCCGGUGGCCGCCGAGGCCUCCUCCAGCGAGUCAUCUUGGGACCAAUACAACCAGCUUUACGCGGCGCUUCAGAACCUCUCCAUUCAGCAGCAGCAGGCCUGCGGCGCGCCGGACUGGUUCCUCGACACGGGCGCUACGUCGCACAUCCCUGGACCUAGCAACGGGGAAAAUAAUUCUGAGAUCCAAUAG
Triticum dicoccoides is the source of this 537-nucleotide messenger RNA. Its product is annotated as translation initiation factor IF-2-like. The coding region runs from base 1 to 537 and encodes 178 amino acids. The record is from RefSeq and is a predicted model, not a curated record. NCBI's taxonomy places the organism in Eukaryota, Viridiplantae, Streptophyta, Magnoliopsida, Poales, Poaceae. The transcript has 2 exons.